Molecule: messenger RNA, 2559 nt
Organism: Leptopilina heterotoma
Lineage: Eukaryota; Metazoa; Arthropoda; Insecta; Hymenoptera; Figitidae
Product: neprilysin-2-like
Exons: 10
Coding region: 356-2524 (722 amino acids)
Biological process (GO): protein processing
Cellular component (GO): plasma membrane
Molecular function (GO): metalloendopeptidase activity
Source: RefSeq, a predicted model, not a curated record
CAAGACAUUAUUUAUCUUAGAUAAAUGUUACCAUAAUAUUUAACACCUUUUCAAACUUUAAACUUAUUCACUGUUAAAAUUCAAAGUAAGAGCCCAAUAAAAUAAUUAGUCAUGCCACACAACAAUGAACGCACUAAUGAAGGUGGUGACGUUUUACGUUAUGAGAUUUUAACGAGGUGGGCCCUUUUAUUUUACGUAUAAAAAUUUAACAUAGAAUAAGAAAAUUUCAUUAAGUCCUCAGAUUUUGUCAAGUUAAGACCUAUAGAAUAUCUAUUUAUUUUCAAAUUUCGAGAAAUAUUGUAGUUUUUUGGUAAAGUGUAUCAGAACUUUUUUUGGACCUAUCAACACGUUUAAUAUGAAGGAAGAAUUUAUUAAUAGAUGCUCUAGGAGAAGGAGAUUAAAUUUAAAAUGUGGACUAACAAUGUUGUGUCUUGCAAUAUUUGUGACUCUGUCAGAAGGGCAUUUCAUUCCUGAUAAUGAUUUUAUUCUUCUACGGAAUCGAGAUCGAAAUCAUCGUAGGGAAAUUUUAUUCACGGAUUCACUGGAAACAAACAAUAGAAAUGAUGAUUGUUUCACACCUGAAUGCAUUGAUACAGCAAUAAGAGUACUGAUGUAUAUGGACAAAAAUGUUGACCCAUGCGAUGAUUUUUAUAAAUUUGCUUGUGGUCAAUAUCCAUACUUUGUGGAAUUUCCAAAUAGUGAAUCCAAUAAACUCGAUGAAUUUUCAAUAAUUGAGGAUAAAGUUAAAAAAGAAAUGACAAGUAUUCUAGAGGAGGAAUAUACAUCCACUGAAUCAAGAUAUGCAAAAUUAAUAAAAACUUUUUAUCAAACGUGCAUGAAAACAACUGAUAUAAAUAAAGAAAAUAUAAAGUUAAUAUCGGAUUUAUUGAAUACAAUCGGUGGAUGGCCCCUUUUAGAAAAAACUUCUUCCAGUUAUAAAAAUUUCCAGUGGGAAAAAUUUGGAUCCAAAAUGAAAAAAGUUGUCUUUUUGAAAAAUAGUUUUAUCAUUUCAACCUUUCGACAAGACACAAUGAAUAAUUCAAACACAGUCAUACAAAUUGAACAGCCCGAAUCGUUUGAUACAUCUUCUGGUUAUUUGAAUUUAGUAGAAGCCACUGUAAAACUUUUUGGAGCUGAUGAAGUAAAAAUUAAGGACAUAACCCAAAUUGUAGACAUAGAAAAACGUCUUUUUAAUAUAUCUGUGCCUUAUGCAGAAAGAACUGAUUUUCGUGAUAGAAUGACUGUUAAAGAGCUAAUCGGAAAUUAUUCUAAUAUUUUGUGGAAGGAUUACUUUAAUACAUUUUUAAAGCCAUUUAAUACAAUUAAAGAUGAUGAUAUUAUAUUGAUUAACCAUGCCAACUAUUUCAAACAUUUUAACAAACUUAUUAAACAUUUUUCAAAAAGAGACCAGGCUAACUAUCUUAUUUGGAAAGUAGUCGAAGGUUUCCUCAAUAAUUACGUUGGAUCCAUCGAAAAUAAAAAAGAAAAAUCGAAAAUGUGUUACAAUCAUGUAUAUGAUCUGUUCGGUAAUAGUUUUGGUAUGCUGUACAUAAGAAAACACUUCGAUGCAAAAUCCAUCACCAGCGUUACGGAUGAAAUGGAGUCAAAUAUUUUUGAACAGUUUAAUAAAAUUCUAGGACAAACUGAUUGGAUGGACUCAAAGACGAAGGGAAAGGCGUUCGAAAAGCUGAGAUCAAUGUCCAUUGUACAUCCAAGUAUAUUCGAAUCUUAUACUGAUGACGAGAUUGACGAAUACUUUGCGAAUUUGGAAAUAACGCCGGGAGAUUUUCUUCAAUCAUUUAUAAAAAUUACGAAAUUUGAAAAAUAUCACAAUAAACAUGAGUUCAGAAAGCCUGUGAACUUUUCCAGUUGGAGAAGUCAAUUGAAUCCUAUAACUGUGAAUGCAAUGAACUAUAUGUUCAAUAAUAGCCUGAUCCUGUCACCAGCUAUUCUUCAAGGAAUUUUUGUCAAUGAAAACAGACCUCGAUACAUGAACUACGGAUCUAUGGGAAUUAUAAUUGGACAUGAAUAUACUCAUACUUUUGACAACAAUGGUAAAAAUUAUGAUAAAUUCGGAAAUCUGGUCAAUUGGUGGGAGCCAGAGAGCGAUAAAGAAUUUUUUUCAAAAACAAAGUGCAUAAUUCAUCAAUAUGGAAACUACACAGUCAAAGAAGUAAACCAGAAUGUUAAUGGUGAGAGUACACAAGGCGAAAAUAUUGCAGAUAAUGGAGGAGUUAAACUUGCAUAUUUAGCUUAUGAAGAGUAUAUGAAAACUCACGAUCCCGACUUACUGUUACCUGGUGUGGAUUUAUCGCAACGUCAACUUUUUUGGAUUAGUUUUGCUCAAACAUAUUGCGUGAAAACUACUGAAAAGGGACUGAAUAAUACGAUUUUAAAUGAUUUUCACAGUCCUAAUGAAUUUAGAGUAAUUGGUUCUAUUGUCAAUCGACCAGAAUUUUCAAGAGAUUUUCAAUGUGCAAAAGGUACGAAUAUGAAUCCUAAAAAUAAAUGCUCUGUAUGGUAAAAGUAUUUUAAAUAAACAUUUAAAGCAUAAAAAAA